GACACGGCCCGGCUCGGCGACAUGGCGGCGCCCGCCAGGUGCUGCUUACGGAGACUUCUGGCUCAGUUUCCCAGCCAUAUUUUUCCCAGGAUUGAUCAACGUACCUCAGUAGUUCCCUGCCGUGGAAACAUACCACUAUCCAUUAGACCCUAUGCUGCUGCAAAAACUGCAAAAAAAGGUUCAAAGGAUGCCAAGCAGAAAACUUCAGAUGCAGAGCCAGCAAAAAAAAAGAACACUUACAGACGAAAGUUAGCAAGCAAGCCAGUGGAUGAUGUGUAUUUAACAUGGUUGUAUGAAAGGCCAGUCUAUGAUGCAGAGGUGGCUGUGGACAUGCUGAAGAAGUUUCAGCAGUUGGACUUCACUUACCCAAAACAACAUGUCUAUGCUAACAUCACUCUGGAUAUGAUGCUGGAGAAGAAGAAAAAAGUGGAUCAGUUUGUCGGCACCAUUCUUCUACCUUAUCCUUUUGCAAGUGAAAUCAAUAAAGUUGUGGUAUUCACAGAGAAAGCAGAAGAAAUUAAAAUAGCAAAAGAAAAUGGAGCUGCUUUUGCAGGAGGGACUGAAUUAAUCCAAAUGAUUUUGGAUGAUGAAAUCAAUGCAGAUUUUUACAUAGCCGUUCCUGAAAUAAUAGCAAAACUGCUACCUUUAAAAAACAAACUAAGAAAAAAAUUUCCAAAGACUAACAGAAAUUCCCUGGGCCGUGACAUUCCAAAAAUGCUGGAACUCUUUAAAGCGGGCCAUGAGUAUAUGGUAGAAAAGGAGAAUCUUAUUGAGACGAGAAUAGCAACGCUGGAUAUGCCUAAUGAACAGAUAGUUGCCAAUCUGGAUGCAGUUAUUAAGGAUGUCUGUACGUACAGGCCAUUGAGCUAUGGCCCAUUUGUCCAGCGCUUGAUUAUUCGAAGUUCAACUAGUGAAGGUUUACAACUAAAUCUUGAGCGUUUUCUCCCUCAAGUAGAGGAAGAGGACAAAGAAGAUGUUAAAGAAACAGAAGCUCCAAGAUAGCCUGCCAGUGUAUUAUAUUGCAAAUUCUCUUAGCAUUUUAUGUUCAAGAAUCCCCAGGAGUAUUUAAAAAUGUUUUCCUAUUAAUUUGUUUGAUUCCUCUCAGAAAUUGAUGGUGUAGCUCAGAUCUUUUUUUUUUUUAAUUUAAUAAAUGCCAUGUUUGAGAUUUCGUUUUUAAUUCCUGCAGCAUCAAAGGUAUCUUUAGACUUUGAGACACUUGACAUUUCCCCCAUGUGCAGGUGAAAGAUUUCAUCAAGUCAUGUUUGUUACACAUUGUAUCGUGAUUUCACCAAAACUUUAGUAUAAAUUCUCAUCAUUAUUGUAUAACC
Gopherus flavomarginatus (Mexican gopher tortoise) is the source of this 1328-nucleotide messenger RNA. It is a transcript of the gene MRPL1, whose product is annotated as mitochondrial ribosomal protein L1. The transcript has 9 exons. Bases 22 to 1002 code for a protein of 326 amino acids. NCBI's taxonomy places the organism in Eukaryota, Metazoa, Chordata, Testudines, Testudinidae. The record is from RefSeq and is a predicted model, not a curated record.